Molecule: messenger RNA, 1129 nt
Organism: Scleropages formosus (Asian bonytongue)
Lineage: Eukaryota; Metazoa; Chordata; Actinopteri; Osteoglossiformes; Osteoglossidae
Product: proteasome subunit alpha type-7-like
Exons: 7
Coding region: 305-1042 (245 amino acids)
Biological process (GO): ubiquitin-dependent protein catabolic process
Cellular component (GO): proteasome core complex, alpha-subunit complex; proteasome core complex
Source: RefSeq, a predicted model, not a curated record
CUGCCACACACUUUUUAUUCAGAAGCAGUGAGGCGGCCGCUCGCUUUUGUCGCGCAGGCGCACGCGGAGAAUCCUCGCCGUCGCGCCCGCGCGCUCCCCUUCUGCCUUGGCCGCGCGGCCGGCCUGACAGCGUGACAGCGUAUGUGGCGGAAGAGGCGGCGCGCGCCGUGACUCGGCUCCUUCGCGCGCUCAUCGCGCUUUUGCUUUCGCUUUUCCCCGCGAACGUGUCCGCUCGCCGAGCGCCGCCGAAUCCUCACUGAAGGAGAACAAAUUCAGUUUAGUGAAUUUUCUCGGGUUCAAAAUCAUGAGCUACGACCGCGCCAUCACGGUGUUCUCGCCGGACGGACACCUGUUCCAGGUGGAGUACGCGCAGGAGGCGGUGAAGAAGGGCUCCACGGCGGUGGGAGUGAGAGGCAAGAACAUCGUCGCGCUUGGAGUGGAGAAGAAGUCGGUGGCCAAACUCCAGGAUGACAGGACGGUGCGCAAGAUCUGCGUCCUGGAUGACAACGUAUUCAUGGCUUUCGCAGGCCUGACAGCCGAUGCCAGGAUCGUGAUCAACAGGGCGAGAGUGGAAUGUCAGAGUCACAGGUUGACCGUGGAGGACCCCGUGACCAUCGAGUACAUCACCCGCUUUAUUUCCAGCCUCAAACAGAAAUAUACUCAGAGCAACGGGCGCCGCCCCUUCGGCAUUUCUGCCCUCAUCAUGGGUUUCGACUUUGACGGGACGCCUCGCCUGUACCAGACCGACCCUUCUGGAACAUACCACGCGUGGAAAGCAAAUGCCAUUGGGAGGUCUGCGAAGACUGUACGGGAGUUCCUGGAGAAGAACUACAAGGAGGAAGAUGUGGAGUCUGACAGCGGUACCAUAAAGCUGGGGGUCAGAGCACUGCUUGAGGUUGUGCAAUCAGGCGGGAAGAACAUCGAACUUGCCAUCAUGAAACGGGACGAACCCUUGAAGAUCCUGAGUGCAGAAGAAAUUGAAGCGGUUGUCUCAGACAUUGAGAAGGAAAAGGAGGAGAGCGAGAAAAAAAAGAAAUCUUAGUGUGGGGAAAAGGGUUUGGACACUUCAGGCCCUAGAGCAGGGUCUCCAGUUCUUUAAAGAACAAUAAAAACUAAAGAGGUGACACUG